This is a messenger RNA of Ictalurus punctatus (channel catfish), 2251 nucleotides long. It is a transcript of the gene nanog, whose product is annotated as nanog homeobox. The record is from RefSeq and is a predicted model, not a curated record. Gene Ontology annotation, molecular function: DNA-binding transcription factor activity, RNA polymerase II-specific; RNA polymerase II cis-regulatory region sequence-specific DNA binding. Gene Ontology annotation, biological process: regulation of transcription by RNA polymerase II. Bases 156 to 1355 code for a protein of 399 amino acids. The transcript is spliced from 4 exons. Lineage: Eukaryota; Metazoa; Chordata; Actinopteri; Siluriformes; Ictaluridae.
AUCAAGACGCUGAAACACUCUCAUGUAGAUGAUGUGAUGGAUGAGGGGGUGAAGUUGUGAGGUUGGAUUGAGGGGGGUUUUUCUGGAUACUGUGUCGACUAAUACUGUAGGUAUUUUGUCCGUAUAGCGUUUCACCAGUUUUGGACCCUACAGAGAUGGCGGAUUGGAAGGUCCCAGUGAGCUACAACUACAGUCCGUCAUACCAUGCUUACGCGUAUGGGUUAGUGUACCAGCAAACCCCUGAGCAGACCCAUGCUAAUGUGAGUUGGGCUGAGGCUGCUUAUGGGUCUUCUGUAGGGAUGGCAGGGGGUUACUACACCUCACAGCCGCCGCCGUCUUCUCAAACUCCACCCGGGAGUCCGGAAUACAACAACCCGGCCUCUGAAGGCCAUUACCCGGGUGCAGUCGUGUACUACGCGGACGCGAAGGCGCACACACAGACCGGUCGUCUUUUCCUCGCGCACAACCGGGUCCAGUUUGACCAAAGGAGCAAGGAGCAGGAGCGAGCAGGGAGUGACACGCCGAGCGACUCCGAGUCCCACACACCAGACUCUUGGAGCUCGGGUAGCAGUCGGGAAGGCAGCGCAGCUCAAGUGGAUCUGGAUCACCACGACUGGAUUAAAAAAGAGCAGGCGCACGAGCCCGACAGCGGCGGCCUCGACGCAAACGAGGUCGCAUCCAACUCUCUGUCCGCGGCCUCGGAGGGUCCGGAGUGUCUGACCGUGGAGAGAGACGGGGGAUUGCCGGCAGCGUCUCAGGAGGCCGCGCCGCAGCAGCAGACGCGCAAGGCGAAAGCGCGCACCGCCUUUUCCGAGGAGCAGAUGAGCGCGCUGAACGACCGCUUCAACGUGCAGAGAUACCUCACCCCUGCAGAGAUGAAGACUCUAGCAGGACUCACCGGGCUCACCUACAAACAGGUGAAAACCUGGUUUCAGAACCGCAGAAUGAAGCUAAAGAGGCACCAGAAAGAUAGUAGCUGGGUCUCGGAGAGGUACAUCACAGCUGGGAUCCCAAAUGGACAGACGACCCAUGCUCAGUUCCAGGUAGAUGCACCAAUGCUAACCCAAGAUCUUUAUAACAACCCACAGUUUAGAGAUGCUGUAUUCAAGAAGAGCCCUCCACAGACCUCCUUUUACCUCAACUACUCUCUGCCCCGGUCUCCUUCCCAGAUCUCAACCGGUCGUCAGGGAAGUUGGCGUCUGCCCCCAGCUGUGCAGCACUACGAAUUCCUCAAUCCUUCCAGCUAUGUGCCAGUUGGUGGGGAUGCUGGUACUGGCGACGUUGGCACUGUUGAUCCAGGCAGCAGCCCUACGCAGAUGGCCACAGCACACAACGCAACACAGUGGUCAUCUUGAGCAACUGCACUUGGCUGUCUGUAGUUUGUGACGUUGUGUGUAAAUAGUUUUGAAUCCAACUGCUUUUGAUUAUAGCUCAGGGUUUCCCUGUUGUACUCUGGAGGGGCUGGGGUCUGGCACAAUUCGGUUAUUUCUCUCCUCUGUUUGUUAGGUGUAAAUGAAACGUGUCCGAGCGGCAUAAUUUGAACAAUUCUAGACCCGGACUCUCCAAGAAUGGAAUUGGGAACCCUGUUGUAGACUCUGUGAAUAGCUUUGAUGUAAGGAACCCUUGUAUAUUUUAAAAAAUUUGCUGAAAACAGUCGACUGUGCAAAAUUGUCAAUGCUUUAUGAGCAUGGAAAUGGUUUUUGUCCCUCUUUUAUAUGGAAGAUCUAUUUUUAUAACUUCAAUGAACCUUCCAGAGUAUUUAACGUCUUAUCAGGUACCCUUGCUCUUCUUAAUCUCUAUGUUCAAGGUGUUUUCUUCAGCCCCUGUCUUUCAAGCUGUCUUUUGGAACCACUCUUGCUUGUACUACACUUGCAUGUUGUCAUGGGGUGAUGAGGAAUAAAUGUUUUUCCCCCCCUGGUGUUCUCGCCUAAAAGCAAACGUUUGUGGCCCUAACUCUUCCUAUAUUUGUGCAGUAAGCUAAGGUAUCCAAAACCAUUUGUGUUGGUCAUAAGUGUUCACUAGGAUGCCAACUUGUGCUUUGUGUCUGGUUGGCUACCUUGAAGACUUGCUAAGACAACACUGACCAAAGAAGGCAUGUGUGCGGUGUAUUUUUAUUUUAUUUUUUUUCCCUUUCUUUUUCUUUCUCCAUUGAAUUGUGUAGCCUAAACCUUUACAUGACUGCUGUUUAAGCCAUCUAGGAUGGAUACAGGUUUUGGACAGUUGUCUUUUAUAUUAAAUGUAUUCCUUGAAA